AUGUUCAAAUGUUAUAACGAAGUUGUCGAUAAUCAAGCGUUAAAUUUUCGCGCGCGCGAGAAAAACAGACAACACCAGUACGGGUUGUCGUCAAUGACUACGAAGCGCUUCAAUUCUGGACCGCAUUCGAAGCUGCCAGCUGCGGACGGAGCUUGCGCGAGCUUUUGCAGUAGAGCCCUAAACUCGAACAAAGAGACACCUGAACAAUUUGAUUUGCCAUUGGUUAAACCAGAACAAAGCGAUGGCAAAAAGUGGGUGGUCAAACUGAGUUUUAUUAAAAGUGAGUUCGAUUGGAAGGAACACCAAAUACUUUUAAGAAUACAAAAAUCGUUAACCGGUGUAGCCAACCUUUGUUUAGAGAACUGGAAUCCUGAUGUCAGGACCUGGGAUGCAUUUGUACGUAAUUUUCUGAAAGCUUUUCCGCCUAGAAAAAAACUGGGAAAUAUUUUGGCAGAAGCAUCUGCGUUUAAUAGUGACCGUUGCAACACCUAUGACGUGUACGAGAAACUGAAGAACCUGAGAGCCAAUUGGGAUGAAGCGGACAUCAUAAUUAUUGAACUGAUUAUUCACUGA
Molecule: messenger RNA, 573 nt
Organism: Brassicogethes aeneus
Lineage: Eukaryota; Metazoa; Arthropoda; Insecta; Coleoptera; Nitidulidae
Source: the annotation of a GenBank genome assembly